GAGCAUUAGCGGAACUUUCAGCUUGCUAUAGUCAGGAGAAUUGAACGAGGAUUGGCUAUUCUUAACCUCUUUCAUCAGCCGGCAAUACUCGGGGGGUGUUUCAGCCGUGGUAAAGGGCUUUCCCCAUCCGUGGAGUGCUCGCUUAUGGAUGAAGCUGGAACGUGUUCGUGUGUCGCCUGGGAGUGAAUGGGUGCAGGGAUGCAAUUUAAAAUCUGGGCAGGCAGACGAGUUUAAGAAGGGAUACAGCGCUCUGUCGUAGCAGCCGCGUCUCUGAACGCACUUUUUCUCCCGGGAAGGAGUUGUUGUUUCGGGAGGUCCUGGCGGUAUUUGGAGAGGCUCGACUUUAUUCUGCCACAGAUUCAUUCCUCCUCCCCUUGCCUUCUCCCUUGUUUCGGAGGACGCUUCAGGAAUUGGCGAAAGGGGCAUUUCCGCCCCAAGAACCUGCCUGGAUAGCAAUAAGGUGGCCAGACCUACCGUUGAGUUUUAAGGUGGCCAGACCUGCCGUUGAAUAAGGUGGCCAGAACGGACUUUUUCUACACGGCGCCCCUCAGGGAACAAGGCAACAUCUACAAGCCCAACAACAAGGUCAUGGCCGAUGAAAUUAACGAGAAGGACAUGAUCCAUGACGUCCACACCAAGGAAAUCGACCUAGUCAAUCGUGACCCCAAGCAUCUCAACGACGAUGUGGUCAAGAUUGACUUUGAAGACGUCAUUGCCGAACCAGAGGGAACCCACAGUUUUGAUGGGAUCUGGAAAGCUAGCUUCACCACCUUCACUGUGACAAAAUACUGGUUUUAUCGCUUAUUGUCCGCAAUCUUUGGCAUUCCCAUGGCUCUCAUCUGGGGCAUUUACUUUGCCAUUCUGUCAUUCCUGCACAUCUGGGCAGUGGUGCCAUGCAUCAAGAGCUACUUGAUUGAGAUCCAGUGUGUUGGCCGGGUUUAUUCAAUCUGUGUCCACACCUUCUGCGACCCAUUCUGGGAGGCUCUUGGCAAAGUAUUCAGCUCUAUCAGAGCAACAGUACGGAAGGAAAUCUAAGUGACAUUCAAGGAACCUGAAGAGAAGGCCUUCCCUCAUCCCAUUAUUUUGGUGCCAGUCGCAAGAUUGUCAGUGAUGAAUGAAGUGACCAGCACACAACAGCAUCAAUUGAGGACACACCCAGAAUACAACAAAGAAUCAAUUCAGAUUUCAUUAUUACUUAAUUAUUCUUCCUGGAUUUAUAUUCUUCACUCUUUUCUGGAGGAAGGUCAAUCUACAUUUUUUUUUUAAAAGCUCUCUCAUUUCUAUCGACCUAUUUGUUUUGCUGACCCUUUAGUAAACUGACUGAUGUUCUGCUUACCCCUUCCAUUCAUUUGUUGCAAGAUAAAUUUACGGUGAUGUAAUAAAGAACUGCAAGAAUGCUUUCCAGCAAUAUCACACUGCUCAUCAUUUUACUGUGAGCAAAAAGGGUCUAAAGCUAUUGCAGCAUAAUGGACGUGACAAGCAGGCAGAUUUCAAACGAAUGUUCUUUUUUCAGAUGUAUUGUCAGUUGACUGUAACCCUUUUCUGUAGUAGACUAUAUCUGACUGCUCUACACACACACCCCUCUAGAUCUAAAUAAAUAACUUAACUAAUAUAUAUGCUCAAAAGAGAGAGAAACCAAAUGCCUUUAGAAGAAAAGAGCCUUCAAGUCAAGAUAACUUUCAGUGUCCACAAAAAGCUACAGCUGUUGCCGUUGUUUGCUGUGUCCUGUUAUCCAUCCUAAAAGAUUAUAUCAUGUGUCACUAAAAGGACAUAUGUCACUGAAAGGAGUCACCUUCAUUAUUAUUUUUAUACUGAAUUUGACCAACUAUUCCUCUAACUCUGUACAUCAACUCUUGAUUGGUGGCUUUUAUAUGUGGCUCUAGGUCUCAUACACAGAGAGAAUCAUAGAGUUGGAGGAACUUUAGAGACCAUCUAGUCCAGCUUCCUGCUCAGUGCAGGCAUUCCAGAGCUACAGCAUCCCCAGCAGAUGGCUGUCCAGCCUCUGCUUGUGAAGGACUCCAGGAAGGAAGAUCUCUCCCUGCUUCCUGAGAUCUGCUUACUGGAGAUGCCAGGGAUCAAACAUGGAGCUUCAUAUAAUCAUGUGCUUCAUCACUGACCGAUGCCUCCUACAGAUUUUCAAUAUUCGAGAUUAAAAUCAAAGCCAAAAAUGUAUUGUGGAAAUAUCUGUUGGGCUUUGGAUCCAAUUGCCAAAGCAGUUCCAUCAACAGGAUCGCUGUUGCACUGCCCAUAUUGUGUGAUGAUUUAUCCCUAUUAUAAUAGUCAAUGGAUAGAUACUGCGAUGUUCUUUUCUUUUCUUUCUUUUUUUAAGGGAUAGCAAGGUGUAUCCAACUACUGCAGAGUCAUGCCAGCUAUAAACUGGGUUUGAAGGGGUGGUUUGCUCUUGGUUUAUUGUGAGCAGGGCCAGCUUCAAAAUCCCUUGGUCAGCCAAGGUCAGCAUGCUGCUAGUGCAUUCAUGCUUUGCUUAACUUCACACUAAUCCACCAAAGAGUUGCUUUAGCAACACUACAUUGUGAUUCACUUUUUUCUCCUCCUCAGCUGAGCUGUACACAGCAAUCAGGAAGUCUUCAUGGAGGUCAUUUUUGUGAAACUGUCAGUGACUGAACAAUACAAAAAUAAAGCAUUUGUAAGAUUAGUUCAUGCUGUGACCUGAAUGGAGCUUUUACCCGCAUCAUAAUGUACCUGUGGUGUGAGAAUACCCUCAUCAGUUUUGCAUGCAUCUUUUUUUUUUUAAUAGCUGUGAGGUUAAGUUAGCUGAGAUAAGCUUUCUUAUGAAUCCAAACUGAGGAAUUUCAAAGCCUGAUCUUGCUCUUUUGGGGUCAACCCAAGUAAGGUCUUGUUAAGCACAAAACCUGUCAUGGCCUUCCAGGUACAGCCCAAGCAUUAUUUCUGAUAAUACCUGCAUAGUUCUUUAUAUCGUAUGGCUGCUUCAACACUUCUUUUAAAAAUAGUACACUUAGUUCACCAGCACCACCAAACUUGUGACACCAAACCCAAGGAUUCCUAGAAAUCAGCCUCAGUUUUCUAAUUAAAUGCAUUUGUCAUUUCCCUUUUCGCAGGGUGCUUUCAUAAAUUGCCAUAGCAACUGAGGUCAAGCAGGGCUGGGCUACAGCUAAUUACACUGAUCACUCACUGAUCUCUCAGGAUCCAUGCAGACCAGUAUUCUACAACACACCAGGCUACUGGCCGACAUGAUGCACAGCAUACCGGCAGAGUGGAAACUGCGUUGGGGCUGCUACAGACUCAUAAUGUGUCCCAACACUGUUCUGCAAACAGUUACAUCACAGUUAUUCCCAUUUGCCACAAUUGCACAACCACUCAUUCUCAACAGUGUGGGCUGUCUUAUGAAUCCACAGCAGCUUCAGCACGGUUUGCACCAUCGCUAGUAUGCUGUGUAUCAUGUUGGCAACUGUUUCCAAAGACCUUCUUAGUGACCAUUUUCCUAUGCAAUAAAUGAAUAGUUUCCUUUUUCUACAAGGCAAUAGUUCCCAUCUUGUGAAAUUUACAUUUUCCCAGCACUUAUCCUGCAAUACUUUUUUGCUGGCAAAAUGCAAUUCUUUCCCUAGGAAGUGCAUUGAUUGCAAUUUGGAAAGCGGCAUGAAUGGAAUGUUGUUAUUCAAGUUUCAUAGGUAACAACAACUCCUGCUCCAUGCCCCCACCACUUGAUAACUUUUUCUAAAGUCCUACUUAAUUUUAGUUCUAUUUUCAAGUACUUUUAGAGACAGACCUCUUGUCUACUGUAUUCAAGAAAAGUAAUACUCGUUAGCUCUUUACAAUAAACAUAGGAAACAAUGAGCCUUUUCUCAUGAGCAGUGAGAAAGGGCAAGAGGGUUAGCAGGGAGGAAGCCCUAAAGAGCUUAUCUCCUCGAAGAUGGUUGACACUGUCCUCUUCAGUGGGUGGAUAACCAGUAGCUCGGAGGGCCGGAAUGCAUUGCUCUGUGUCGUCCCCCCCCCCCCCCGGAACUCCAAUAAUGCACCGCCCAAGUAUGCAGUGCAUUGUGGGAAUCCCCCUCCCCUCCUGAAAGCUGCCCAGGAUCUUCUCAGUCUGCCAGCCGUGGCUACAAGCAGCCAAGGCUGGCAGACAAUCACAGAAACUGAGUUUAGAGAGCGCUCACUUUCCUAACUUCGUUUUGGAAGGCUGCCUAGGUGGGUUUGCCUCCGAGGCACCACCAUGAUUGAGCCCAAUCCCAGGAGUACACACACACCCCGAAAACCCGGCUGGGCUUCUUUAGCCUGAUUUUCAGUGCACGUGUGAAUAGUUUCACUGUUUCCCUUCAGCAAGGUUCCGCUAUCUUGUUGUGGGGUGGGAAUCCCUUUUCUCCAUUUUUAACUAGGUUCUUUUAAAGUUGUGCCCCACCCACAGCAAGGCUAUUUGCCCCAAGUCUUGUCGACUGUGGACUAUAAUUUCACUGGUGUUGGAAGAGGUGUUGGCACUAGAAGAACACUAAGAAGUCAUUCAGACAAUCAAAAACGGUGUAUGUUCCCAAUUUUCAGUUGUGUGGAAGCAAGGUAGGAGGAGGUUUUCCUCUUACCUUGUUUCCACACAACCAAAAAUUGGGACCACACACAGCUCCCAAACCUGGGUAGAACACAGUAUUUGAUUGUGUAAAUAACCUCUAAGAAUAUGAUCCAUUCAUUUCUGGAAAAGUCUUUAUAAUUGUGACUAGAUAGACUACAGCCCCAGUUUGACCUUAGUUGCGAGGGUACUAUAUGAAAGUCUGUAAGUAGGUGCUUCUGUGUGGUUAUUCACAUUCCACUUCCUGAGGCCUAGGCCGCACUCCAUUUCGACAGAAACCUUGUCACACUGACAAAGAAAACAAAGUUGGGCACUGUUGCCCACAGGAUCUGUUUUACUCAGGGUGCGAGUCACUACUGAAGCCAAUGACAAAAUUCCAGUUAGUUGUCUAUAAUUCUAAACUGUGCCCUCAGUGUUGUAACAGGUCCACAAAGAUCAGAGAAAACAUCUGUGGAGGCACAUAACAGUACACCUAGAAACUACUUUUGCUCCUAUUGCAUUUAAAACAAACACUGGUCUGGCUCUAGUUUUACAUUUUUACUAUGUACAUAAUAGAGAGUGUACUAUUAGAUAUAUAUUUUGCAGUAUUUACAGCACAUCUUUGGUGAGAAUGUAAACAAGAUAUAUUUUAUCUAUACAUAAGGAAAAUCACUUUGAAAUCUACUGUGUAAACAGUGUAUCCAGAAAGAGCUCUCAAAUGCAAAUAAAUUGUUGAUCCAAGAUAUUUACAUAGCUAUUGUAUGCUUAUGUCGUAUAAUAACUGACACCUUUUUUAUUCUGCAUGUUCAACAACCAAGGCUACAAUCUGCACAAUAAAAGCUGUUUUAAUAGAAA
This is a messenger RNA of Hemicordylus capensis (graceful crag lizard), 5368 nucleotides long. RefSeq names its product caveolin 1 (gene CAV1). Gene Ontology annotation, cellular component: caveola; cytoplasmic vesicle; Golgi apparatus. Gene Ontology annotation, biological process: negative regulation of endothelial cell proliferation; negative regulation of protein tyrosine kinase activity; caveola assembly. The record is from RefSeq and is a predicted model, not a curated record. NCBI's taxonomy places the organism in Eukaryota, Metazoa, Chordata, Lepidosauria, Squamata, Cordylidae. Bases 589 to 1035 code for a protein of 148 amino acids. Gene Ontology annotation, molecular function: protein kinase binding; molecular adaptor activity; transmembrane transporter binding. The transcript is spliced from 3 exons.